Messenger RNA from Saccostrea cuccullata (small rock oyster), 1238 nucleotides. RefSeq lists its product as uncharacterized. The transcript is spliced from 3 exons. Bases 1 to 1182 code for a protein of 393 amino acids. The record is from RefSeq and is a predicted model, not a curated record. NCBI's taxonomy places the organism in Eukaryota, Metazoa, Mollusca, Bivalvia, Ostreida, Ostreidae. Gene Ontology annotation, molecular function: protein binding.
AUGUUUCCACUGGUAACAGCGUUUUGUAUUUCGAUAUGUUUGAUAAAUCUGACUAUUGCAGAGUCAGGGAUAUCGAACACAACAGAAAACACGGGUAUAGAGGAACCAAAGCUUCCGCAAUUGGGAACAGACUCUGUUGUUUUAAGACAGCUCUUAAAUCAAGAAACCUUAAUUCGCAUGUCUAUGACGAAAAAUGUCCACGCCAUGAUGAAAGAUAUGGUUUCCUUGAAGGAGACUGUGUUGUCUUUACAAAGCGACAUGUCCACAGCUAAACAAACUGCUAGAGAUGAAAGGGUCAAAAUGGAAAAAGAAACCGAGACUCUCAAGGAUGAAAUCCAGAAAUUGAAAGAAAGAAAUGAAGUUCUCGAAAAGAGACUUUCAGCGCAAAACGCUACAGACUUCAGGAUACUUGCAGAACUUGAAAAGAGCUCGGAAGAUAGAAAAAGACUUGAAAAAGAUUUGUGGACUGGUCAAGAAAAGUUUGAACGGAAUGCAAGCGAAAUACUGUCAGAUUUAAAGAUACAAAUACGAGUAUUAUCAAUGAGUUUAAUGGAGCUGAAUAAGCAUGCGCAGGAAAUUGACAAGACGGUUCCAGAACUAAUAGAAAACAAGUACCACGUUCUCUCUGAAAUGAUUGCCAAUGUUUCAACUUCUCUGUUAGAGGAAACAAACAGAAGCCUGAGCAAUAUAAAAACAGACUUGUCGGAGACACAGCUCGACCAGUUGAAGUUGUCUGCCGCUGUCUUGUCUCUCGAAUGGUUCCGGAACAACAUCUCAAGUGGAGGGUUUGAUGUUAGUGAGAGAAUCGGCUUUACCGUUGGCACAACAUCAGACAAUAGAUACUGGGGAUCUGGAAAACUUGUCUUCUCUAGCGUGCUCUUCAACCAGGGACAGGGUUAUGACGCAUCUUCCGGAAUUUUUACAGCCCCUUCAGACGGAACCUACGUCUUCUACGUCACAAUCACAGCUUACAGCUCAAACACAAUCAAUGUGGAUAUCGUCCACGACAGGAUCUCCAAGGUCAGAGCGCAUGCGUAUGGUUCGACCUCCCAUCAGACGGGAACCAAUAUGGCGGUUCUAACCUUGAAGCGUGGAGACAAAGUGUGGGUACAGUUUGCUUCUGGUGGCGGAUAUUACUCUGAUUCUGUCCCAGUAACCACCUUCAGUGGAUUUAUGAUUUGAAGAAGGCAAAACUAUUUCUCCCGGUUUUAAUUUAUGAAAAUAAAGCCUCUUAGUUA